This is a messenger RNA of Momordica charantia (bitter melon), 975 nucleotides long. The record is from RefSeq and is a predicted model, not a curated record. Lineage: Eukaryota; Viridiplantae; Streptophyta; Magnoliopsida; Cucurbitales; Cucurbitaceae.
UUUGAUCAAGGAAAACGUAGUUGUCGCAGGCGUCUGGCUGGUCAUAAUGAGCGCCGUAGGAAGCCUCCACCCGGGUCAUUAUUAUCCACUCGUUAUGGCCGCUUCUCUUCAUCGAUCUUUGAAAACAGCAGCAGGGUUGGAAGUUUUCUAAUGGACUUCAGUGCAUACCCGAAGCUAACCGGAAGAGAUGUAUGGUCGGCUAUGAAAUCAUCUGAACGGGUACCCGGAAACCAAACAAUCACUGCCAUGGGAAAAUAUACCCCUCAUCCAUGGCAGAGCAGCUCUGAGAACAAUCCAUCUGAACUUUUCGUGCCAGGUUCUGCAGUUGGGACCAGUUUUUCUGGUCCUGGGAAUCCUUCUGGAGAAUGCAUCAAUGGAGUCACUGACUCAACCUGUGCUCUCUCUCUUCUGUCAAACCAAACAUGGGGCUCCAGAAACCGAACAUCAUCGGCUCUUGAGGUAAAUGCCUUGUUGAAUGUUGAAGGUGCGCUCGUGGCUCAAACUACAGCAACUCAUGCUGCUGCCAACCACUUCCCGACCGCACCGUGGGGUUUCAAGGGGAAUGAAGCUGCUGCUAGCAGCAGCUCCCAGGACCACCUGACAUCUGAUCUGGGUCUGAAUCAAGUUUCACAGGCGCUUACCAGUUUCUCUGGUGAUGUCCAGUUUCCUCAUCAUCAAGGUAGGAGGUCGUACAUGGAACUCGGGCAUUCGAGCGCCUUCAACUCCACCCAGCAUCUGCACUGGUCACUUUGAAGUGGUGCAGUUCCUCCACUCUUCUGAUGGAAUCAGUCCUCUUUUAGGCUUUGAAUAAUUGGCUCGAGACAUCAGAGUCAUCGCCUACGCCAUUCCCAGACCGUUGGGUUUAUUCGUAAACUAUUGUUCCUUUCUGUUUUAAGACAAACACCUGCAAGGCUUGAAACCUGAACUUUGCCUUUUGAAAUUUGACUCUGGAACUACCUGAUGCUUUUGUGUUUA